Molecule: messenger RNA, 3920 nt
Organism: Culicoides brevitarsis
Lineage: Eukaryota; Metazoa; Arthropoda; Insecta; Diptera; Ceratopogonidae
Product: endoplasmic reticulum transmembrane helix translocase-like
Exons: 5
Coding region: 259-3780 (1173 amino acids)
Biological process (GO): intracellular calcium ion homeostasis; transmembrane transport
Cellular component (GO): endoplasmic reticulum membrane
Molecular function (GO): P-type ion transporter activity; ATP binding; ATP hydrolysis activity
Source: RefSeq, a predicted model, not a curated record
AUAAACAAGAGGACAAAAAAUUUUCCAUUUUCACAUUUUCAUCUGAAUUAUCUGGAAAACGUGCAUUUAAAUCCCUUUCCCGGUAGAUGCUCGUGCCAUUCAACACGCCGAACGUCGUUGACUCUCUCGCAGAACCUUAAUUGUCGUCAUCAGAUGCGGCUUUCGUGUCGUUUUGUCUGAAAAAAAAGUAGUACGGGUGGUAAUUUUACACGGCAUUUCUCGUGACAUUCCGCUAAAAAUUAAAAAAUCAAAAGAAAAAUGGGAGUCGCUAGACGAAAAGAGGAUCCACGACUCGAUGAACUAAUUCAGUACGUGACGCUGCACAAAUUGAACCACUUGGCAUUUCAAGCGACACUAUCGCCAUUCCUUUUUGCGAUCGGAGGACUUUUUUACAUUUGGUUCUUCGUCUACGGGUUUGAGGAAUUUUACGAAGCUGGUCUCGUGUCACUCGCUGCCACGGGAUGUUUGGAAGUGCUCUUAUGCCUUUGCUGCUAUUGGAGUGUUCAUAUUAAUACUUUUCUGAAUUGCCGGAGGGUGAAAGAACCUGAUCCCCAAACAAUCGCAAAAGUCGUUCCCACCCCAAACAACGGAUCAUCAGAGCUUGUUCGUGUCAAACGCUCCGUCAUCGAUGGAAAAAAUAUUUAUUGGUUCAUCUUCCAAAAGUUAAAAUACACCUGGGAUGCCGACAAAAAACAAUUUCGCGGAGUAGACUUCCCCAUAAACGAACCUCUGGAGAAAUAUUACAACGCCAAAGGACACGAAGAUGAGAAAGAAGUUGAAAUCGCAGAACGAACUCUCGGCAACAACAAAAUGGAAAUGGUCGUUCCCGAGUUCAUUGAACUCUUUAUCGAACGCGCCACUGCCCCCUUCUUCGUUUUUCAAAUAUUUUCCGUCGGUUUGUGGUGCUUGGACGAAUAUUGGUACUACUCACUCUUCACGCUUUGCAUGCUGAUUGUCUUCGAAUGCACUUUGGUGCAGCAACAACUCCGAAAUAUGGCUGAAAUCCGUAAAAUGGGCAACAAACCGUACUCCAUCAGUGUUUUUCGCAAUCGCAAAUGGCGUCCCAUCAUGUCAGACUUGCUCGUGCCCGGCGAUUUAAUUUCCAUCACUCGUUCCGCGAACGAUGCUUUGGUACCGUGUGACGUUGUUCUGCUACGGGGGAGUUGUAUUGUCGACGAGAGCAUGUUAACGGGCGAAUCUGUGCCCCAAAUGAAAGAAUCCUUGGAAAAUACGGACGAUUUAUCGCGCGAAUUGGAUCCCGAAGCGGAAGGAAAACUUUUUGUGCUGUUCGGCGGUACCAAAGUCGUGCAACAUACACCUCCGAGCAAGGGAGCGAUGCGUGCACCGGACAACGGAUGCAUUGGAUACGUCCUCCGAACGGGUUUUAACACGUCACAAGGCAAACUGAUGCGAACAAUUCUCUUCGGAGUGAAGCGAGUGACAGAAAAUAACGCAGAAACCUUCGCUUUUAUCCUGUUUCUGCUCAUUUUCGCACUUUCUGCUGCAAUUUACGUCUGGAUCAAGGGCACGGAGGACCCGGAACGCAACAAAUACAAACUUUUCCUCGAAUGUACGCUCAUACUUACCUCAAUUAUCCCACCGGAUCUACCCAUCGAGCUGUCAUUAGCCGUUAACACCUCGUUAUUGCAACUUUCGAAGCUGUUUGUCUUCUGCACGGAACCUUUUCGCAUCCCAUUUGCCGGAAAAGUGCAAAUUUGUUGCUUCGAUAAGACCGGAACACUUACGAGCGACAAUUUAGUUGUCGAAGGCGUUGCCGGAUUGAAGAAAGAUUGUGCUUUAAUGACAAUUUCUGAAGCCCCAGAGACCGCAAUUCAAGUUCUCGCUACUUGUCAUUCGCUGGCGCAGCUCGAUGACGGUCUCGUUGGCGAUCCCUUGGAAAAAGCAACACUGACAGCGAUCGAUUGGACCUUAACGAAGCAAGAUUCGGUCGUUCCAAAACGCGGAAAAUUCAAACCGCUCCGAAUUCAUCAAAGAUUUCACUUUUCAUCGGCACUUAAGAGGAUGUCAGUGCUUGCGGCAUACAACACUCCAUACUCGAACGAGACAAAUUUCGUGGGGACCGUCAAAGGAGCGCCCGAAAUUUUGAUGAAAAUGUUGAAAGAAGUCCCCAAAGACUAUGAAACGACAUAUUUGGAAUAUUCGCGGAGAGGAGCUCGUGUUUUGGCAUUAGGGAUUCGCGAUUUUGGGCCCUUGGACCAUCAAGCACAGCGAAAUCUCAAGCGGGAAGAUGUCGAAAAGGACUUGACUUUUGCGGGUUUUGUCAUUAUUUCGUGUCCUUUGAAGCCGGAUUCGAAAGCUGUCGUCAAAGAAAUUAUGGGGGCGUCUCAUAAAGUAGUUAUGAUCACCGGAGACAAUCCAUUGACCGCAUGUCAUGUCGCCAAGGAGCUCAGAUUUGUGAGGAAAAAGCAACUUUUGGUUCUGACAUCGAAUGAGGAAAGUUACAGCUGGGAAACGAUCAAGGCAGAUAUGAAAAUUGAGAUCAAUGAUAAGGAAAAUACGAAGGAAUUUGUCAAAACUUACGAUUUGUGUGUCACGGGCGACGGUUUGCAGUAUUUAAAUACCAAUCAUCACGAUUAUUUGAUGAAAAUCCUGCCGUAUGUCACGGUUUUCGCGAGAUUUGCUCCAAAACAAAAGGAAUUUGUCAUCACAACACUCAAGCAACUCGGAUUUUAUACUUUGAUGUGUGGCGAUGGCACAAAUGACGUUGGCGCACUCAAGCACGCCCAUGUCGGGGUCUCAAUUUUGAGCAAUGCGCCCCUUAAACACCCAUCCGAGAAGAAAAAAGAGGAAAAGGAGAAGAAAAAAGACGAUGAAACCCCGGCUGCGGCAUUGGCAGCUCAGGCAAACUUGUCGCCGCGCGAACGACAAAUCCUCAAACAUCGCGAAAACCUCAAAGCGCAACAAGAUAAACUCCAGAAAGCGUUGCAGCAACUCGACGAGGAGCAAAUUCAGAUUGUCAAGUUGGGAGAUGCGAGUAUUGCGGCGCCAUUUACGAGUAAAUUGUCGUCCAUCACGUGCGUGAAUCAUAUUAUCAAGCAGGGACGCUGUACGCUCGUUACCACAUUGCAAAUGUUUAAAAUUUUAGCGUUAAAUGCGCUAAUUUCGGCGUAUUGUCAGUCCGUGUUGUACAUUGAUGGAAUUAAAUUCAGCGAUACGCAGGCGACGUUGCAAGGAUUGUUGAUUGCGGCGUGUUUUCUGUUCAUUACGAGAUCGAAACCGCUGAAAGUGCUGUCGAAACAAGCGCCGUUGCCGAAUAUUUUUAAUUGGUAUACGAUUACGACGAUUUUGACGCAGUUUGCGGUGCAUUUUACGGCCUUGAUCUAUCUCGUGCAUGAAGCGAACUUGAGAGCGCCGCCACGUGAAGGAAAAGUCAAACUUAAUGUAGAUAUGGCACCUGAUGAAAAAGAGGAAUUUGCUCCAAAUAUCGUCAACAGCACCGUUUACAUCAUUUGCAUGGCUUUACAAGUGUCAACAUUCGCCGUCAACUACAAAGGUCAUCCAUUCAUGGAAAGUUUACGAGAAAAUCGCUUGCUUUUGUACUCAAUUCUCACAUCAAGCACCGUAGUAUUAUGCCUUGCACUUGGAAUCGUUCCCGAUUUGCUGCAAACCUUCGAAAUCAUCGAAUUUCCAGAAGAUUUCCGUAAGAUUCUCGUGUUUGUAUUGAUCGCUGAUACAGUGUUAGCGUUCCUCGCUGAUCGUGUUUGUUCAUUUCUUUUUGGAGAAAUUCGGAGUAAGAAUGACGUCACGUGCAACAAUUAAUUUAUUUAUUUAAAGCAAGAACACGAAGUAAAGACCUUAAAAAAAACCAAGGACUGUUUAGGAACAAUUUUCAAAGUUUUUUAUUAAGAUAAAUUAAUAAAUUGAUAGUUUAAAUAAAUUAUAUGAGAAAAAAAAUUAAA